Melozone crissalis (California towhee) is the source of this 806-nucleotide messenger RNA. It is a transcript of the gene TCF24, whose product is annotated as transcription factor 24. NCBI's taxonomy places the organism in Eukaryota, Metazoa, Chordata, Aves, Passeriformes, Passerellidae. Bases 192 to 710 code for a protein of 172 amino acids. Gene Ontology annotation, molecular function: protein dimerization activity; RNA polymerase II transcription regulatory region sequence-specific DNA binding; DNA-binding transcription factor activity, RNA polymerase II-specific. Gene Ontology annotation, biological process: developmental process; regulation of transcription by RNA polymerase II. The record is from RefSeq and is a predicted model, not a curated record. The transcript is spliced from 4 exons.
AGGAUUUUAUCAGAUAUAGAUGAGAAGCUCCUAAACCAGAAACUCCUAUUUCCAAGGGCACCAAAGGAGAUGAGGUUUUUAGCCAGGCUGUCACAGGAACAGACGCUCCUAGCACGUGAAAGCCAGGAUCUGGGACACCCACAAGGACUGCUUGGCUGAGGGCAACAGGAUCAGGACCCUCCCUGCCGGGGAUGGACUGCGGACACUCGGCAGAGACCAGCGAGGAGAUUUCCAGCCCGGGGGCCGAGCCCGAUUCCCCUACCGGCAGCAGCACUUGCUGCCCGCCGCCGGCGGCCGGGCCGGGGGCCGGGGCUGCUCCCGCUCCCGUUCCCGCUGCCGGUGCCGCUCCGGGCCGCCCCGCCGCCGCCAACGCGGCCCGGGAGCGCAGCCGGGUGCAGACCCUGCGGCACGCCUUCCUCCAGCUGCAGAAAACCCUGCCCUCGGUGCCGCCCGACACCAAGCUCUCCAAGCUGGAUGUGCUCCUGCUGGCCACCACCUACAUCGCGCACCUCACCCGCAGCCUGCAGGAUGAGGAGGAGACACCGGGAGAGGGCCUGGGCACCCUGCGAGGGGAUGGAUACCUGCACCCUGUCAAGAAGUGGCCCAUGCGUUCCAGGCUGUACAUUGGAGCCACGGGACAGUUUCUGACUCACUCGGCACAAGGAGACAGCGCAAACCAUGGGGAAACAUCAACAUCUUCACAGAUCUAACCUCCCUUGAAAAAAAUGGUUAUUUAUUACACCUUAUAUAAAUAUAUAUUUAAGUUAAAAACAGUAUCUACAGACAAACUGUAAUUGCUGAAAUGC